Messenger RNA from Ilex paraguariensis (yerba mate), 661 nucleotides. Lineage: Eukaryota; Viridiplantae; Streptophyta; Magnoliopsida; Aquifoliales; Aquifoliaceae. The record is from the annotation of a GenBank genome assembly.
AUGAACAUUCGUUUGGAGAUGGAAUUUGAGAAGGAGAUAGGAGUAUUGCUUCGUGAACAGCGGCGACACGAAGCCGAUGAUCGUGAAAAGGAGCUGAACUUGUAUAGAAGUGGGUCAGCCCCACCCACUGUUGAGGGUUCAUUGAAUGCAGUUGGUGGGUUGUUUAAUCAUGGUGGCGACGGCGGUGAUAGCAGUGAUGGUGCUGCCUUUUUGGAGUUUGCUCGGACUAAGAGUGGUAAUGGGUUUAUGUCUGAGGAGGAGCUUAGGUCUGAUCCUGCUUAUUUAUCUUACUAUUAUUCGAAUGUGAAUCUAAACCCUAGGUUGCCACCACCUUUGUUGUCGAAGGAGGACUGGCGGUUUGCACAGAGGUUGCAAGGAGGAAGUUCAGCGAUUGGAGAUAGGAGGAAGGUGAAUAGGAAUGAUACUGGUGCUGGUGGGAUAUCAUUGUUUUCGAUGCCACCAGGGUUUAGUUCGAAGAAACAAGAUAGUGAGAAUGACUCGCAGAAACUGCAAGUUUCAGCUGAAUGGGGUGGCGAUGGGCUAAUUGGUUUGCCUGGGAUAGGAUUGGGUACCAGACAGAAGAGCCUUGCUCCGAGACCACAAAGAUUCGAAUCUUUGUGCCAAACCCCAAGAGCCCUAAAUCACACUCAAAGAAAUCCAA